Messenger RNA from Suncus etruscus (white-toothed pygmy shrew), 3753 nucleotides. RefSeq names its product elastin (gene ELN). Lineage: Eukaryota; Metazoa; Chordata; Mammalia; Eulipotyphla; Soricidae. Gene Ontology annotation, molecular function: extracellular matrix structural constituent. The record is from RefSeq and is a predicted model, not a curated record. Bases 58 to 2976 code for a protein of 972 amino acids. The transcript is spliced from 39 exons.
UUAGGCUUUGGGGAUAAAACGAGGCUCAGAAAGCAAGCUGGGGCAUUUCUCCCCGAGAUGGCGGGUCUGGCAUUGGCAGCGCUGCGGCUGGGACUCCUGCUCCUCCUCUUCGCUGUGCGUCCCUCGCAGCUCGGAGGGGUCCCGGGAGCUGUUCCUGGUGGAGUUCCCGGAGGAGUCUUUUAUCCAGGAGCUGGUGGUAUUGGUGGUCUGGGAGGCCUAGGAGCCGGAGGAGCACUGGGGCCAGGAGGCAAACCACCCAAGCCAGGAGCUGGACUGGGCGCCUUUGGGCCAGGUGCUGGAGCGCUGGCAGGCGGCGCAGGGCCUGGAGCAGGUCUGGGUGCUUUUCCUGCAGGCACCUUCCCGGGGGGCGUGGUGCCUGGUGGAGCAGCUGGUGCUGCAGCUGCCUAUAAAGCUGCCAAGGCUGGUGCUGCUGGGCUUGGGCCAGGAGGAGUUGGUGGUAUUGGUGGUGUUGGUGGUGUUGGUGGAGUCGGUGGCAUCGGUGGUGUUGGCGGUAUUGGCGGCAUUGGCGGCGUUGGUGGCCUCGGAGUGUCUACAGGUGCGGUGGUGCCCCAGGUAGGAGCAGGAGUAGGCGUUGGAGCGAAGCCUGGGAAAGUGCCUGGUGUGGGGCUGCCCGGAGUCUACCCAGGCGGUGUGCUCCCAGGCACAGGAACUCGGUUCCCAGGUGUGGGGGUGCUCCCAGGAGUUCCCACUGGCACAGGAGUCAAGCCCAAAGGCCCAGGGGCAGGCGGGCCAUUUGGCGGAAUCCCAGGAGUUGGCACAUUUGGGGGACAGCAGCCUGGAGUCCCUCUGGGGUAUCCCAUUAAGGCCCCCAAGUUGCCAGGAGGCUACGGUCUACCUUACAGCACCGGCAAACUGCCCUACGGCUAUGGGCCUGGAGGAGCAGUCGGUGCUGCGGGGGCCAAGGCUGGGUACCCAACGGGGACAGGGGUUGGCCCGCAGGCAGCAUUGGCAGCUAAAGCCGCAAAAUAUGGUGCUGGAGGAGCCGGAGUCCUUCCUGGUGGAGCUGGAGUUCUUCCUGGUGGCGCCAUCCCUGGCAUAGGAGGACUCGCAGGGGUCGGGGGACCUGCCGCAGCAGCAAAGGCAGCUGCUAAGGCAGCCAAGUAUGGAGCUGCCAGGGGCUUGGUGCCUGGUGUGCCAGGCGUUGGAGUCCCAGGCAUUGGCGGGGUCCCAGGCAUUGGAGGGGUCCCAGGCAUUGGCGGGGUUCCAGGCAUUGGAGGGGUCCCAGGCAUUGGAGGAAUCCCAGGUGAGGUGGUUCCAGGAGCUGUGUCGCCUGCUGCUGCUGCUAAAGCUGCCUCCAAGGCUGCCAAAUACGGGGCCAGAGCCGGCGUGGGUGCUGGCGGCCUGCCCACCUUUGGGGGUGUUGGUGCUGGGGGCUUUCCUGGCUUUGGAGCUGGAGCUGGAGUCGGAGCCGGAGCUGGAGCUGCAGCACAGGCCGCAGCCGCCAAGGCAGCUAAAUAUGGUGCUGGGGGAGCAGGUGCCCUGGGAGGACUGGUGCCAGGUGCUGGAGGCGCAGUUCCUGGCGUGCCCGGAGUCGGAGGUGUGCCCGGAGUCGGAGGGGUUCCAGGAGCAGGAACUCCAGCUGCAGCCGCUGCUGCCAAAGCCGCUGCCAAAGCCGCCCAGUAUGGUACAGGUGUGGCACCUGGCGUGAGACCUGGCGUGGUCCCUGGCGUGGCACCUGGCGUAGUCCCUGGCGUAGUUCCUGGUGUGAGUCCUGGUGGAGUUGCAGGAGUAGGUGCGCCGACUGGAGGCAAAUCUGCAGCUCAGCUGGCUGCUAAGGCCCAGCUGCGGGCUGCAGCUGGGCUCCCUGCUGGCCUUCCUGGAUUCGGAGCAGGCGCUGGGCUUCCUGGAUUGGGAGCAGGUGCAGGUGCAGCCACGCCCUCUUUUGCCACGCCCACGCCGCGAUGGAAAAGACCUUUUUCUGAGACGUUCAAGACCGUCCCGCCGCCCUGGCUCCUGCCCACAAAUGCCUGUCAUGCCUCCAGCCCCCGGGGCAACCAUAGCUCCCCUCGCAGUUCCAGUCCUGGGGGUGGGGAUUGUGGAGGCAUCUCGGCCACCUUUGUAUCCGCUGCCCGCCCCUCCAUUUGGCGUUCGCUCAGCAACCGGCCUGGCCAGACAAUCCGUGGCCCCCGCAUUCCUGGCAAGCUCCCCCAGUUCACAGAGGGGCCAGUUUCCAGCUUGGAAACUCCCUCCUUUUCUGUUCACUCUGGAAGCCCGGACACACCAGCCCCGUCCUGUGCCUCCAGGCUGCUCUUCCCGGGUCUCCAGGGCCUGCCCAGAACCCGGGACCCAGCACUUAACUCUAUGGAGAGACUACAGGCCUCCACCCGGAAGCUCUUAGCCAUCCCUGGGACCACCAUGUCCUACACCUAUGGCCCCAGCAAAGGCCCAUGCCAGGGAGUGCCCAGCCAUGGGUCAGGGCAGAACCAGCUCAGCCUCAGAGCAGCAGGAGGUGCAGGAGGUCUUGGCGGUGUGGGAGUCCCAGGCGGCGUGGGUGUCCCAGGCGGCGUGGGUGUCCCAGGCGGCGUGGGUGUCCCAGGUGGUGUGGCAGGAGCUGGACCUGCUGCUGCUAAAGCUGCAGCCAAGGCCGCCAAGUAUGGUGCUGGAGGACUCGGAGCUGGAGGACUUGGAGCUGGGGGACUUGGAGCUGGGGGACUUGGAGCUGGGGGACUCGGAGCUGGAGGGUUGGGAGCUGGCGGCCUGGUGCCAGGAGCUGGGGGCUUUGGAGGUGUGUCUCCAGCUGCAGCUGCUAAAGCAGCCAAAUAUGGUGCUGCUGGUCUUGGGGGUGUCCUGGGAGCCAGGCCCUUCCCUGGAGGAGUGGCCGCUCGGCCUGGCUUCGGCUUGUCCCCCAUUUUCCCAGGUGGUGGAGCCGGAGGCCUGGGAGUUGGUGCCAAACCACCCAAGUCCUAUGGAGGGGCCCUGGGAGCCCUGGGGUUCCAAGGUGGAAAGAGAAAGUGAGUUCCCCAGACUCCCAACUCACGACCUCAUCAACGUUGGUGCUACUGCUUGGUGGAGAAUGUAAACCCCUCGUGCCCCCCCAGUCCCCACUCCCGGAGGGGACAGGCAGGCAGGCCGGCAGUGCCUGGAACCCACAGGACGAGAAGCGAGAGCGGCUGGGGGGCCCCCACUCCCCACCCGCCCAGGACCUCCCCCCACGCCUCCAUCUCCAGAAGGACUUGGUGCUAAUCCUGGUGCUCAUCUUUGGGGGGAGGGAGGCGGGAAGGACAGCCCUGGGGGGGGCCUUUAAAGUCGCAGCCCCCCUCCCACCCACCCUGGCUGCCUCUGAGCGGCCCGCUGGUACCCAGGCCCACAAAGCCUCAAGCUGGAUCCCGACCCUUGAGCCCAACUCCCCCACCCUGGUAUACCUUAGGGUGAGAGGACCAACCCCCAUGGGGAAGGGUCUUCUUGCUCUUCUGGGUUUCCUCUGCCCAUCUGUCCUAAUGCCCAUCCAUCCAUCCAUCCCUCUGGUCCCCAUUGGACCACCAGGUGCCGCUAGCAGGCCGGUUGCCCCCACCUCGGCCUGGAUAACCUGCCUCCCCUCCCCCAUCCUGCCACACACACCCCUACAGGGCCCCCCAAAAGAGCCCCAAGUGAGGGGCUGUGCCGGCCUGGGGGGGAGGGCUGUCCCCCCCAUGCAGUACUGUAACCCCCUGAGCCACUGUUCUGACCAGUGCCUGCCCGCCCAUCUCUGUGUCUCGCUGUGAUAGAUCAAUAAAUAUUUUAUUUUUUGUCCUG